UAAAUUCCAUUUCACCAUUUUCCAUUUGUUUUUAAGCACUUGCAAACCAUUUGUGUUCCUCUGUUAUAACUAUGUCUUUUGAAUUCAUAAAGAAGACCUCUUCGAGAACAAGAGAAUUGCAUAUAGCACGAAGGGACCUUGGUCGAUACAAAGAGAGCAAAAAAGCUGCGGAGUCAGUUAGUGCUCAAGCAGAAUCUGAGCUCUCUAAUGCAAAGAAGACAGUGAAAGAUCUAUCUUUAUUAAUUGAGAAGUCAAACUCGAAGGCAAAGGCGCAGAUGCAAGACAUUGAGAUGCUAAAUAAAUCGAGGAGGCGCGAAGAACGGGCAUUGGCUGUUAGGAACAUUGAGAGUUAUCAGUAUGCAGAAGUGAUGAGAGAACUGGAAUUUGUGAAACAGGAGUUGAGUAAGCUUAAGCUAGACAUGGCUCAUGUUUUGGAAGAGAAAUCGCGGACAGAGAAGGAAGUUGAAGCCUCAAGUUCGAAAUUGUUUUCUUAUUUGAGCUCUGCUCAAGCCCUUUCGAAGGAGAUUGAGAAAGCUAAUGAAGAACAAGUGCUUGUUGAGGUUGUGAGGAUUGAGGCUUUGAAAGAAUGCAGAGAGAUAGAAGCUCAGAGAGUAAAGGAAGUCACUGAAUUAUACAAACUAGAAUAUAAGCAGUGUGAACUAUAAAAAGCAGUGUGAACUAUAAUAAGCAGUGUGAACUAUAAAGACAAACUAGAAUAUGCAAUCACUUAUUAAAUAAGGUUGUUGAGUUUUCGAAAAUGACCAAAAUAUUCCAACCAAGAAAAGCCUGCAGCAGAUGAGGUACCCUAAUU
Messenger RNA from Corylus avellana, 811 nucleotides. The record is from RefSeq and is a predicted model, not a curated record. Lineage: Eukaryota; Viridiplantae; Streptophyta; Magnoliopsida; Fagales; Betulaceae.